AUGCAAGAUGAGCCGCCGUGCUUCGAGCAGACGCUGACGAGUCUCAAGACUGGGACCGCCGUCAGACUAGCCCAAUGCGGACCUGGCGUGGCCUGGCUGUUCGAGCAAUCUUUGUCAAAGAGCGACAUCCCAUCAGCACGAGAUUUGCUCACACUGGCUCAGCAACGGCUGCGCAUUUACCACUACGAUCGAGUGCCUGCAUGUUGGCGAUAUCUCUACACGGAUGCAACACUGCUGCUCGCUUGUGCAAGGUGCAAGACUGCCAACCGCGAUGAAUCAUGGCACGCAGAGACGGUCAGGUUGCUAGACAUGGCCAUCAUCGUUGCAGGCGCGGAGGAUCGCGAGCCACUCAUCUUUGCGCUCAUGCGCUUCGUCCAGCAGUCUCUUGUGCACGACAUACACGACACUCCUGCAAAACGCCCAGGGAAGCGACGAAAGGUUGACCAGCCUGACUUGACGCGACCCAUCGAGCUACUUGACCGCAUGCCGCUCUUCAUGCCGAAACAGCCUCGCGUCGUCCGUAAUGGGUGUUCCGACUGGCCAGCAUGUAUACAAUGGCCAGACCUAUCCUACCUUUCUCGUAAAGCCGGUCCAGCUCGCGUUAUACCAGUCGAAGUAGGCGGCUCCUACACGCAGGACGAUUGGACACAACGCAUUAUGCCAUUCGACGACUUUCUUUGCGCAAUUGCCUCUGAGGACGUCAAAGCAGACAAGCUAUAUCUGGCGCAACAUGACCUGUUUCGGCAGAUACCAGAGCUGAGGGACGACAUCAUCGUGCCUGAUGUGGUUUUCUCUGCGCCACAAGCACCUGAUCACUUGCCAAGCUACCAUCCACCUAUGAACGAGCUCCAGUACAGUCUCAAUGCUUGGUUUGGGCCCGCCGGGACGCUCUCGCCCGCUCAUACCGAUCCUUACUUCAACUGCUAUAUACAAGUAGCAGGUAGGAAGCAGGUAUGGAUUGCCCCUCCCUCGCUCAACAGCAGAGAUAUGCAUUGCUUCGAUUCAAGCGUCGACGUCGAUGAAGCCGGUCAGACAGCCUUGAUGACUAACACGUCUCGCGUCAACGUCUUCGAUGAGACUAGUCUUCCUGUCGGCUUCGACCGAGCUCGCAAUCUUUCACAAGAGGCGAUCCUGAAUUCUGGCGAUGUACUGCUGCUUCCGCCGGGAUGGUGGCAUGCCUUUAGAAGUCUGACUACCUCGCACUCGGUCUCAAUAUGGUUCUGA
This is a messenger RNA of Mixia osmundae IAM 14324, 1224 nucleotides long. RefSeq lists its product as uncharacterized. The record is from RefSeq and is a predicted model, not a curated record. Gene Ontology annotation, molecular function: 2-oxoglutarate-dependent dioxygenase activity. Lineage: Eukaryota; Fungi; Basidiomycota; Mixiomycetes; Mixiales; Mixiaceae. The coding region runs from base 1 to 1224 and encodes 407 amino acids. The transcript has 2 exons.